GACAAAAGUAACUUACUUUUGAAUUAAAAAGUUGUUAAAAUUUGCUACAUUAAAAGUUUUUUUCUUGUUUUGAAAAUGAAAACUUUUACUGCUACAGUUUUUGAAAAUCUCAUUGCUCACUGAUUUAAAAGUUUUUACUUUUAAUUCGACUGAAAAAUUUCUUUCAUUUUGACGUUCUCGUGUAACCGUGUACGCCUAAGUCGUAAAUGUAAACAAACACUUUGGUGGGUCCGGUGGUGCUGGUGAGUCUAGGACGCAAAGCAAAGCCGACCGCGGCAGCAGCCAGGACUCGGACGCGGAAACGCAGCCAGGACAGCGGAACGCCUUCGAAGGAGGGUGGUGCAGGAGCGGGACGAGGUCGAGUGCUCGAAAAGGACAAGGCCAGCUUCCUGCAGGAACUGCAGCUGUUCCACGGCCGGAAUGCGAUGAGAGGUAGGAAUGUGGAUUCGCACCGGUUUUAUUGGGUGGUGGUGGCCCGGGAUUGGUGGUUGAAGGUCAAUUCGCGUGACGACUGGGGCGAGAUCAUCGAGGAGAUGGCACUGCCGAAGCGUUGCGUGAACAACGAGAUUGCGUUGAAGAAGAUUAACUUCCGGUUUUUGGACAAGUACGCGAAAGUUUAUUUUCACGAAGGGCCUCCGACGAAGAGGAGGACGACGAAAAGCUACAUAAUCGGAGGUGGUCAGCGGAGAUGUUGCACUCGGUGCCGGCGGUUUACAGCACCGCAACCCGCUCACAAACACUCACGUCGCGACGGCGCAGCUUCAGCCGAAUGAAUCUGGACAGUGAGCCAAAAAAAAAUCUGUGUCAUUCUCGAAGUAGGAUUACGUGCUCAAAAUCGAACUCCGUUCCGAGGGCCUCAUCAACUCCAUGUUCCGGAUGCGCUUCCAGGAUCGGGAACGUCGACCACCCUUCCCGAAUCAAUGGCCAACUCCUCCAAGACUGUCCUGAUUGCGGCCGGAAACGUGACCAUCGUGUUACACUGCUGUCGCGCGUCGAAGCCUCCAUCCGGAACCAUCCAGCCUGGGGUAUUCGGAAGUGACCGGUGGCUUACAGUAUGAAGCAGAAGCUAGUGGAGAAGCGAUAAAUACAAAAAAAGUGUUUUUCUAACAUACUGUUUAAAUUUUUUUUAAAUAAAUUUAAAAAACCAAGCACAUUUUUCUGAAAUUAUCCCUGUAGUGCUAAAUGUUGUGUAUUCUUGCCAUAAAAAGUUUCUUUUCCAAUUAAAGGUAAAAUACUUUUACCAAUACAACGAUUUUGUUCCAUAAAUGCAUGGUAGUAUCAAAAACUUUCCAACUUUUAAAUUGAAAAGUUUGAACUUUCUACGAAUAUUCACCAACGCGAACUUUUAAUCCAACGAACGAUCUUUUUAAAUUUAGAGUAAUUUUUCUUUG
This is a messenger RNA of Culex pipiens pallens (northern house mosquito), 1391 nucleotides long. Its product is annotated as AT-rich interactive domain-containing protein 2-like. The transcript has 3 exons. Gene Ontology annotation, cellular component: SWI/SNF superfamily-type complex. NCBI's taxonomy places the organism in Eukaryota, Metazoa, Arthropoda, Insecta, Diptera, Culicidae. Gene Ontology annotation, molecular function: DNA binding. The record is from RefSeq and is a predicted model, not a curated record. Bases 426 to 773 code for a protein of 115 amino acids.